Molecule: messenger RNA, 1590 nt
Organism: Naumovozyma dairenensis CBS 421
Lineage: Eukaryota; Fungi; Ascomycota; Saccharomycetes; Saccharomycetales; Saccharomycetaceae
Gene: CDC37
Product: Hsp90 co-chaperone CDC37
Exons: 1
Coding region: 1-1590 (529 amino acids)
Biological process (GO): protein folding; protein stabilization
Cellular component (GO): cytoplasm
Molecular function (GO): heat shock protein binding; protein-folding chaperone binding; protein kinase binding
Source: RefSeq, a predicted model, not a curated record
AUGGUGGUUGAUUAUUCUAAAUGGGAUAAGAUUGAAUUAUCUGAUGAUUCUGAUGUUGAAGUUCACCCCAAUGUGGACAAACGAUCAUUCAUUAGAUGGAAACAACAAAGUAUUCAUGAGAAAAGAAUGCAAAGGAAUCAAGAUAUUAAAAACUUAGAGACACAAUUAAAUAUGUACCAAUGUUUGAACAAACGUGUUGAUAAACUUUUGAAUCAAGUUAAUGAUGGUGAUGAUGCUAAAUUUUUGACUGAUAAGGAUAAGAUUUCAAAAUUUUUGAAUGAGAAUUUUGAUAAGAAUGAAAAAUCCACUGGUGAGAAUGUGGAUCCUGAUAUUGUUAGUUACAAUGAGAUGGUGGAAGAUUUAUUUGAUCAAUUGAAAAGGGAUGCAGUGAAAGAGGGGAAAGAUCCUCAAAAUGGAAAAGUUAUUAAGGAAUUGAUUUUGAAACAUAGAGCAAAGAUUGAAUCUGUAAGUAAAGAAGCUCAGACAAAAUUACAAGAAUUAUAUAUUGAGAAAAAUGCGCAUAUCUCUUCAGAAGAUAUUCAUACUGGAUUCGAUACUAGUUUUAUAAAUAAAAAUUCAACUAGUACUGAAAAGGCUAUGAGCAACGGAAGGAGUACGAAUGUUAAUAGUGAAGAAGACUCCAAGAAAGUUUUAGAAAAAAUGAUUCAUAGUACUGCAAAGAAGACUAAGGACGCUUCGAGAUUACAAUUUAUUGAAUAUACAGAUGAGGCAGAUAUUUUAAAAUUAUCACCAAAGACUGAAGAAUUUGGAUCCAUCAUUGCAAAUGAUUAUAAGAAAUCUGAAGCGUUUUUAUUAAAUAAUAUGGAAAUAAUUUCUGGACAACAAAAGGAUGCAUUAAUGAUGAAAUCUUUUGAAGUUCAAAUGGAAUUACAUGAUGAUUUGAAAACUUAUCAAAUUAUUCAUCAAUCUGAAAUUUUAGCUUAUAUUAGAGAAAUUUAUGAUUUGAAAAAAAUUCCAUUUUUAAAUCCUCAAGAGAUGGAGAAUAUUAUUACUACAUUUUUCGGUAAAGUUAUUUUAAAUCCUUCCAAUCAAAGAGGAUUGGAAUCAUUUUUAGAUUCUGUUAAGACUAAAUUUGAACAUGUUAAGUCACGUUGUAAAAUAUUGGCAAAUGAAGAAGGGCGAGAAGGUGGAGAUGAGGUAGAAGGAGUGGAAGGAGUUGAAACUAUUCAAUUAAAAUCUUUAGAUGAUUCUACUGAAUUAGAAGUUAAUUUACCUGAUUUUGGAUCUGAAAAGGAAGAAGAUAAACGUAGAAUUGAAGCAUUUAAGAAAUUACCCAUAGAGAUGCAAAAUGCUGUUAAGACACAAAAUUUAAAUGAAGUUAAUAAAGUAUUUGAAGAUAUUCCAAUUAAGGAAGCAGAAGAGAUUUUAGAAUUAUUUGGUGAAGCUGAAAUUAUUGGAGUUAGAGCCAUAUUAGAUGAUGAAAAUGAUUUUAGAAAAUUACAGAAUGAAUAUAAAAAUAAUAAUGAUAUUUCUUUUGAAGAAGGAAAUGAUAGUGAAAAAACUCAAGAUAGAUUAGAAAAUUUAUCAUUGGAACAAGAAGAUACUCAUACAGAAGAUGUUGUUGAUUGA